AUGGCUUCUUUGAUUUUCCUUGGAAGGGUGAGGGGUGUACGAUCCAUUUUCUCUUGUAAGGAAACGUUUUUGGCCCCAGUGCGCAUCGCUGCAUCAGGAAGAAGGUGUAUGAGCCAAGAAAAGCCAAUUAGCCGGUUUCCCGUUCCCAUUAGAGAUACAUUACCACAAGAUAUUCGGCAAAGAAUGAGUGAAGUGGAAGAGAAGGUACCACAGAUCGAAUGACUAUGAUGAUGAUACUUAUUAAUUAGCUUAUAUUGCGAAGAUAUCAAUCAAGAAAUUUUCUUUCAAACUCUAAACGAUGACUAGCUCUUAAUUAAAUGACAACUACUUGAUGACGCUAUUAUUAUUCUGUCAACAAUAAUUAGGGUUACCAGGUGAACAAUCGUACUUUAUACAAAUCCCAUUUAAACUCAAUAAUUAAUAAUAAAAAUAAUAAAAUAUCAGCCAGGGAAUGCCUUUUGAAACAAAUAUGUUUUAAGAGUCUUUUGGAAGCUGUUUACAAAGGAUAUAUUUCUAAUAAAAAGGGGGGAAAUUUAGGGGAAGCCAUAUUAAAAAGAUCGACACUUAGCCUAAUAAUCAACUUGCAUGUUGGAAUGCUAAGAAGUCCCGGGGGCGGGGGAGGGGGUACUCUGGAUUUCAAGUGACGGGGAAGAUCGAAUGGGGGCAAAAACCAAAACCCCAAAAUAUCCGUAAGCCUUCAAACAAAACCCAAGAAAAUCCCUGCACCAAAAAUUAACUCCAAAAAAAUCCCAUGCCGCAUUUCCGAACAUGAAAAAUUUUCAGAAAGCAUUAAGUGAUAUAACACGAAAUUUAAAAACAUUAGAAAUCAAGUGUUUGUGUUUGUUUAUUCAUCAUGCCAUCUAAAGUUAUUAUGAUUAUUCAUAUUGUUUUGAAUGUCCCCCAAAAAUCCCUACUUAAAUCAAGCCACCCAAAAAGAUACUUGCAAAAUUUUCCCACCCAAAAAAAUCCUUUGAUCAUCCCCGUCACUUGAAAUCUGGAGUACCCCCCCUUUUCCCCUGGGUAAGAAGUGUACCAUUAUUUUAUCUCAGGAGUUAUCUGCUUUGGCAGAUAACACCCUCCUUGACCUCCAUAUUUCUUCAGGUCAUUCUCAGCCUUAUCCAAUAAUUGCUAAUUUCUGACCAAGCUUGAGGUUAAUUCGGUUGAUUAUUGGCCCAGUUCUUUUUUUCGCAGUCCCAAUGUUGAGGUCAAUAUAAACACAAAAAAGGAACAAGACAAAUAUCCAACCAUUUUGGUCAAUAAAGAAUUAAUAUUACCAAAAUUUUCUAUUAUAAAGCCAAAAGAAAGUUUUUCUCUUGCAGUAAUAAAGCAGGCAAUUUCAAGUGGGCAAGGCAGGCCCAUCUUGUCUUGUUGGAUAGCCAAUCAGACCAUAAAUCAAUAUAGAAAUUGCUUAAUCUUACCCACUAGUAGAAACAGCUAUGUUGUUAGGCUUCCUAGAAGAACUUUAAAACCUGAUGACAUGACGUGACAAACAGCAGUAUUUAGCUGAGAAAGAACUGAGCCCCAAAUCUUAAAUGGUCAUGAAAAAAUCAAGCAGUGUCCUCCCCUUGCCCUACCUCCAAUUGUUUUGAUCUGCAAAGCAUUUACAGUGUGACUACAAGAACCGAGGCCUCCCAGAAAAAAAUAGAGACAAAAUUUUGAAAUUAGCCAAUCACAAGUCAAGAUCAAAACAAUGAAAUUGCACAUAAUUUGGUACUCAGAGCCAGUUCAAAAUACGUAGCAAACCAUUUUUCUAAAGGAUAUACAAUAACACAAUACACAUAGGAAUCAUGACGUUUGUGUAAAUCAGGCUGGAAAAUGUUUUGUCAAAAUCUGGGUUGGCUGGAAUCAAAGCCAGCAGUAAAGAAAUUUUGAACAAUCUGAACUAGUAAUGGCAAUGACACUCCAAAGAUCUUUUUAUUGGAAGUGGACCUCAUAGGAAACAUGUUUACUUGAGCAAAAUUCAAAGGUCAUGCUUUGUGAUUGGUGGAUUUCGAUCCCAUUUGUUUCUGUGUUUGGGGCCGUCACCGUGACUAGGUUUGCUUCUUGUCACUUGCAAGAAUAAAGCAAUGUCUGCCUUGUUCCCAAGACAAAAAUUUCACUAACCAUGGCAAUUUCCUUCGCUAUUCUUAAGCAGUCUAGAGUCAUUCUCAGUUUUGUUUUCGCCGUCCAAGCUGGGCGGGUGCAUAAACUAUGUAUUGUACCCGAGCCCAUACCUUUUCAAGUCACAGGCAUUGUGAUUCACUCCCAGGGGCCCCACUCACAUAUUUUAGUGACGGGGGGGUCCGAAGGAUUUUUUUGGGUCUGACAUUUUGGCCAAAAGGGAUUUUUUUGGGUCUUUGAAAGACGCCGGGAUUUUUUUGGGUCGCGAAAACAACACAGGGAUUUUUUUGGUUAUUGUAUUUUUCAUCAGCUCAAAUCAAAAGUAACAUAAGCGCAAUUUAUAGUUUUGUUUUUGACCAAAACCAAAGUUGAAGUUGGCAUGUUUUAGCUUUCCAGAAGAUAAAUAAUAAAAUUUGCUGAUGCAAAAACACUGAGGGUUUUUUUUGGGUAUGCUAAAAAAAGUAGGGAUUUUUUUUGGUAGACAAAUACUGAAGUUGGGAUUUUUUUGGGUAUAAAAUAUGAACCUCUGUCGGACCCCCCCGUCAUUAAAAUAUGUGAGUGGGGCCCCUGGGGAUUCACUCCCGGAAACUGUGCCAUGAAAGGGAAUGAGCGGCUGUUGCAGGUUGCUCCAAUUUUUUUUACCACUGCCUUUGCUUUCGGCAAACCCAGACAUUGUCAUUGUCAUUGGCUGAUUUCAAAAUUUGUCUCAAAAUUUUUUUUGGGUGGCCUUGGUUUGUGUAAUUACUGACACAACAUGCCUGCUCUCUUUCUUCAAGGGUGGCUUUUUACCGAAUGUCUUCAAAGUACUAGCCCAUCGACCAGAUGAAUUCCGAGCAUUCUUCAUGUACUAUGAUGCCUUGAUGUUAAAAGAAGGUAACCUAACCAAGGCCGAGAAAGAAAUGAUCGUGGUAGCAACAAGUGCUGCUAAUAACUGCACAUAUUGUGUUAUUGCCCAUGGUGCACUAUUGAGGAUCUACUCUAAGAACCCCUUGCUAGGUGAUCAGGUAAAUUUCUGUUAAUAUUUCUAUUACAUUUAAAUGAUUAAUAGCCCAUGAACAGGUUCCCAAGGGGGACAGAGCAAAAAAGAAAAUUGGUGAGCGAAGCAAGCCAAGUGUGGUGUGGGGGAGAAAAAUGGUGGGGGAGCCGGUAGACUUUGUGUUGAUGCUGACCAUCCAUGAUACUAGAUUCUGGUAUCAUGAUCUGAUUGGUCAGAUCACUAACUGUUGACAAGUGAGUAAUAAAUAUAAUUGACAAAACACCCAAUGCUUCACUUGCCGAUUUCAUUUUCCGCCCUGCUCCACUUGGGAGCCCGUUCACAGGCUAAUCAAUAAAUAAUCAGAAAGGAACUAUCCCUCCUACCAAUAAGGCACAUUGACAUCAUUUACAAAUAAUUUUUUGCUUUUUCAGAUUGAGUGACCCACACAAGCACUCAUGCAUGUGUGGGUCAAUUAGUUGUGUUUGUCUGACCCUUUUUCUUUAAGAGACUUGAGUGACAAAUAGUCUUUUCUUCAUAUUUGCUUUUGCUGUUCAGUCCUGUAUUUUAGUAAGCUCUCUAUUUUUACAUGGCAAGUGAUAGCUCCUCACUUUUGUGGGCCACUCACCCAUGACUUCACAUAAUAUGCCCUUAAUUAUGGAGAGCUUGUUCACAGGCUAUCCUAUUGUGUUGGUUUAAUGCACUUGAACUCUUACUUAAGUUUAAACCAGCAGAUGUGUACUGUGUUUGUCACUGAUUUUAUGUCUGUUCAGAACAAAGGUGUUUUUUAUAAUCAGGAAUUGUAAUUCUUUUUUGUAUGCUUCCAAAAGUGCUUUAAAAAGAAUCCUCAACAUGUGAAAAAUUUGUUUUGGUAAUACAGUGAAAGCUAGAAAGUGGACAAUCUUAAUGUUACAUGUAAUUAUAACUGAAAUGAACUUGUUAUUCACUUACAAUAUUCCAUUGUUUUUGCCAUUUCCCAAAUUAGUGGCCAUUAAUUUGCUUGUGUUUUUUAAUCCAUUUCUCUUAACUUGGUUUCCACUGUUUUCUCUAUCAUCAUAGUUUAUUACUUUAAUACUAUUCAGAAUUUAUAAUCAUUUUAGGUUGCAGCUAACUGGCACUGUGCAGAUCUAACAGAGAGAGAGAAAGCCAUCAUUGAGUUUGCCAUGCAGGUGUCCAGGUCAGAAACAAUAAAAGAUGAGCACAUUAAAGCUUUAGAAACGCAUGGCCUGAAUAGUGAAGAUGCCUGGGAUAUUGGUGCCAUUGCUGGACUGUUUGCAUUGUCUAACAGAAUGGCCCAUUUGACCAACAUGCGACCAAACGAUGAGUUCUAUUUGUUGGGCAGAAUCAAGAAAGAUAAAAAGGAGUGAGGUUCUUAUCUGUUUAGCUGUAAACAGAGAAUUAACUAAGAAGUGAUAUUUUUUUAAAAAACAAGGCAUAAUGCAAUGAACUUCAAGAGUUCUAGCAAAAGAAACAUUUUAAACCUAUUUUAUAUGACGCUGUUCUGUAGCUGCUUCUUGCAUAAAGUACAGUUAAACUCAAGUUUCAAGUUUAUUAAGAAAAAUUGAGAAAUUGACAAAACUGACAUAGAAUAAACUGAAGUCUCACUUAAUUUAAUUGACCAGACUAAGGAGGGAAACAAAGUUAUUGAAGACUUUAAAUUGCAGUUUUCCACUCCAAGAAAUAACAAGAAAGUUGCGUUAUAUGAAUAACUAAAUCAAAUGAAGCAUUGAAACAAGAAUCACUCGUGUGUGAAAGAAGCAGUGAGCCGUGGCCCGGCAUGCUGCAUGCAAGAAUAUGGCUGUUCCGUACAUGCACUAAAGCCAAAGUUAUAGAGCAUCAAACACGAAGGGGCGAGACCUUGAAAAAUGGGUGCGAGCCUCCUUAAACCCGCACUCAGUUUCAGAGACGACCAAUUAAAAAUCAGUACCUUAUUUUAAUGCGGCCGAGAACCAAAAAAUCAGACCUGGCAUACAUUACGUUAUAAAUUAAAACAUUGUCAAUAUUCUAUGAAGACAAAAAAUUUUGUUUCAGUGAAAGGCAAAGAGAAC
This is a messenger RNA of Porites evermanni, 5121 nucleotides long. The record is from the annotation of a GenBank genome assembly. Lineage: Eukaryota; Metazoa; Cnidaria; Anthozoa; Scleractinia; Poritidae.